Molecule: messenger RNA, 1545 nt
Organism: Lycium barbarum (goji berry)
Lineage: Eukaryota; Viridiplantae; Streptophyta; Magnoliopsida; Solanales; Solanaceae
Exons: 3
Coding region: 1-1149 (382 amino acids)
Source: RefSeq, a predicted model, not a curated record
AUGCCAUCUGGUCCAAAGAAGAGGAGAGCUACCAAGAAGAAGCAAGAAAAGGCACAGACAAAACAAGCUGAUGAGUUCACCUCAGUUUCUAUUGUCAAAGUGACCAUACCAAUUGAAAAGUUAGCCAAAGAGGCUCAUGAUUUGCAUGAAGCCAAGAACACAACAGGAGAUGUUUCUCAUAAUUCUAAGGCUGCUGGAGAUGAAAGUGCUACUGAAGAAACUGAAGUUUCCUUGUUGGAUGUUGCAUCUAAUGAGGACCACGCAGUGUCUAAAGAUGAACCACUUGUAGAAUCUAGUGAAAACUUGAAAGGAAAUGAAUCUUGUGGAGUGGUGUGCAAUGAUACUACUAAGGAAACAGAACAAUUGACUGUGGCACCUGAACAAAAAUUUGAUCAGAUCCAUGAUUUAUUGUCUGAAGCCCCGAAUACGAAAGAAAUGCUUGAGAAGAACUAUGAUCUAUUGUCUGUUAAUGACACUACUAUGCUGUUGGUAUCAAAUGAAGCAGCUUCUGUUGGCAAGGAAUUGGAAGUUGCUGAAUGCCUAACAGGAAAAUUUCCUGAUGAGUUAGAGGAUGCUGCAUCUGUAGUUGAGAGUGCUAUUGAAGAAAAAGAAGUGUCCUUACUGAAAGUUACUUGUAAUGAGGACAAUGAAAUGUCUAAUGAUGAAACUGUUGUGCCUCAGAAUGCUGGUUGCAUCAAUGAAAGCGUAGAUUCUGGUGAAAAGCUGAAAGAUAAUGAAUCAGUCGAGGAAAAGAAAGACACCGCUCCAUUAGUCCCCGUGACCGUGGUGUCCAAUGAUGGUGUCAAGGAAGUAGGAAGCACCUCAAAGUUCAAUGAGCUAUUGUCUGUUGUGUCCAACCUUAGUAAGGGAAAUGACAGUAUUAAGGAAGAAAUAGCAGACACUACUCUAGUGGCCUUAGGUGGGUCCAAUGUUAGUAAGGACAUAGAGAGCAGUUUUAUCUUCCAUGAUCUGUCUGGGGAGUCAGUUGAAGGAAUGAAAGUCACUGCUCAACUAGUCUCCGACAAAGACUCAGCGUUCAUUCUUCCUAGGGUGGGAUUACCAGUUGUUUUAGCCCUUCAAUCAUCAAAUGAAUGUGUUGAAAACACUGGCUGCUUUCCUGCUCCCGAGAUACCAUUUGACUCCAUAUGAAUGCAUGCAGUGUCCUCAAGUACAGUUUCUCCAGCUACCGAGAAUCAAGUUUACUUUGCUUGUCCUAUGCAUUGUAACACUGAAUGUAGUUUUCCUCAGUGGCUAAGAGGGCAAUCAGAUGUUGAUAUCACUGCUAGAAAGGAGAGUUUGGACCAUUUUAAGUCAAGUGUGGUGGAGCUUAAGGGUGCAUUACAUGGCCUCAAGGAAGAUCUUCAGAAUGUGCUGGUUAAGCUGGAUGCUAUUUCAUUUUGAACCAGCUCUUGGUCAAGAAGUUAUCUAUAUGAUUCUAGUAGAAAGUAUGCUAUCUGAAUAGCUUAUAUUGUUGUCCUGCUGUUUACAUUUUCAGCAAUACAUUGAGUUUCCUGAUGUUCUAGUUAUCAUAAUGCUGUUCAGUGA